Molecule: messenger RNA, 1262 nt
Organism: Cololabis saira (Pacific saury)
Lineage: Eukaryota; Metazoa; Chordata; Actinopteri; Beloniformes; Belonidae
Gene: gdf3
Product: growth differentiation factor 3
Exons: 3
Coding region: 1-1167 (388 amino acids)
Biological process (GO): SMAD protein signal transduction; BMP signaling pathway
Cellular component (GO): extracellular region
Molecular function (GO): cytokine activity; growth factor activity
Source: RefSeq, a predicted model, not a curated record
AUGGUCCCCCCUCACACCUCCCCUCACCUCGGUUCACACAUGUCUCCCCUCCUGCUCCUCGCGACGUGUCUGGCCGGCGUGUGCUCGCUCCCCCCGGCGGAGGAGCCACGGGCCCCGGAGCGGCUGCUGCUCCGCUCCCUGGGGCUGUCGGCGGCCCCGCGGCCCCCGGGGGGCCCCGGGACCAGGACCCGGACCCGGCCCCGGCGCGUCCCCGCCGCGCUCUGGAGGAUGUUCCGCGCGGCCGAGCAGCACACGCAGCCCCGGGACGGGGAGCCGUGCACGGUGUCGGAGUACGGAGUCCGCGGGAACAUUAUCCGCUACGUGCAGGACCAAGGCAGCCUGGUGUCUGGCGUCAGCAGCAGCAGCAGCAGCAGCAUCGGCGGGGGCCCGGCCCGUCUGGAGAAGCAGCUGUUCUUCAACAUGUCCGUCCUGCAGCCCGUGGAGCUGCUGUCUCUGGCCCGGCUGGAGCUCCGGCUCCACUGGAGGCCGGUCCGGGCGGCCGACUUCCUGCAGGGCUCCGGGGCCGUGGGGGCCUCGCUGUACAAGGUGAUCCGGGCCACGCUGAGGGGGGCCGACCGCCACGCCAACCGCCGGCUGCUGCUGGCGCAGUCGGUGCAGCUGCAGUUCGAGCCCAGCUCCAUCACGGUGGACCUGACCGCGCUGGCGGAGAGCUGGCGCUCUCCGGGACGCAACUACGGCCUCAUGGUGGAGCUGCUGCCCCUCCGUGCAGCUCCGGAGGAGUCCCUGGACCUGCCGGAGGUCCGGGCCCAGCUGGUGGCCGUGUCCCUGGACCCCCAGCAGUGCCGGUCCCGGCAGCGCCGCAGCGCCGUGCACCUGCCCGUCACCCCCAGCAACGUGUGCAAGGCCCGCCGCCUCUACAUGGACUUCCGGGACGUGGGCUGGCAGGACUGGAUCAUCGCGCCGCAGGGCUACAUGGCCAACUACUGCCACGGGGAGUGUCCGUUCCCGCUCAGCGAGAGCCUGAACGGCACCAACCACGCCAUCCUGCAGACGCUGGUGCACUCGCUGGACCCGCGCGCCACGCCGCAGCCCUGCUGCGUGCCCGUCCGCCUCUCGCCCAUCUCCAUGCUCUACUACGACAACAACGACAACGUGGUGCUGCGGCACUACCAGGACAUGGUGGUGGACGAGUGCGGCUGCCGAUGAGACACCCGCCAUCGAUAAGACCUCUACGUCUGACUGGAAGUCUAAAUUUAUCACUGUUGCUCAGCGGUCUAACAGUUCUGGGGGGAAUUUCAGUA